GCUGGAAUGACCCGGGAGAGCGUGAGACACAAGGAGCUGCGCUAGAGGGGGCUGCCAGCCGGGAGGACUCUCUGAUCCUUGAUCCAUCCUCUUCUCCAUGCUGACAGAUACAAGGCAGACCUCUGAUUUGCCCCACAGAUGCAUGCCCAUAUAGGAGGGCAUGGCUGUGUAGACCAAGGGUCUUCAUAAAGCACAGCCACAGAGAGGACUACCACAGAGACACGCAGGGACACAUACCACCGACCAGACACGUGUGUGUUUGUGUGUGAGUGUUUGUGGGAGACCCGCUUAAAAAAGGAACCUCCUGUCCACCAGUCAGCAUUCAGAGAUCGUGAAUGAUAGGGAAACAGAGAGCGGCCUUUGCAGUGCGACCCAAUCCCAUGCUGCUCCCUCCUCUCAGGGGAUGGCCAAGGUCCAGGAUGGACACACGAACGCAUGUGACAGCUCUGCAAUGUUAGAGGAGAGCCAAGAUGGUAUGGACAGUGGUACCCUAAGUCCUGCCUCCACUCGACAGGUUACUAUCCAGCGCCACCCGACUCAAGGCUUCGGCUUCAUUGCAGGCAGCCAGAGGCCUGUCAUUGUACGCUCCGUCUCGGCUGACGGCCCCUCUUUUGGCAAGCUUCUCCCUGGAGACCAGAUCUUGGCCAUUAACGAGGAGACGGUGAGCGACGCGCCCCGAGAGAGAGUCAUAGACCUUGUAAGACGCUGCAAAGACACAAUAGUUCUCACUGUGCUGCAGCCCCAUCAGUCACCUAAGUCUGCCUUCAUAAGUGCAGCCAAAAAGGCCCGCCUGCGAACCAACCCGCCAAAAGUGCGCUUUUCAGAGCAAGUGUCCAUCAGCGACCCAGACUCAACAAUGCUCAAGGACGACUCCUUGCUACUCAUACCAAAUGUGUUGAAGGUGUUCUUGGAGAAUGGACAGAUUAAGUCAUUUACAUUUGAUAGCCGUACCACUGUUAGGGAUGUGAUCUCCUCCCUGCAGGACCGCCUCUCACUGCGCUACAUUGAGCACUUUGUCUUGGUGUUGGAAGCAGGUGGUCUGGACCAGAAUCAGAGGUUGCACCUGCUGCAGGACAACCAGCCCCUGACACAUGUGGUGCAUCGAACCUAUUUCCAAGGGAUGAAGUGUCUGUUCCGCAUCUGCUUCUUCCCCAAGGACCCUGCAGACCUGCUGAGAAGGGACCCCGCUGCAUUUGAGUACCUCUAUAUACAGAGUCGCAAUGACGUCAUCAAGGAGCGCUUCGGCAUGGACUGGAAAUCUGACAUCAUGUUACGACUGGCUGCGCUUCAUAUCUACAUCACUGUGUCCUCCGCGCGGCCCAAUCAGAAGAUCUCUCUCAAGCAUGUCGAAAAAGAGUGGGGACUAGAGCCUUUUCUUCCCCUUACUUUGCUUCCAACAGUCAAGGAGAAGAAUGUGUGCAAGAGCCUGUCUCAGUUGCUGAAGACAUACCAGCAUCCACCACCAUCGGGCAACAAGGUCCCUCCUCUCCAAGGAAAGCUGCAGUACAUGCGUGUACUCAACGACCUCCCGCCUUUUGGUGGAAUACUUUUCCACACUGUUGGACUGGUAAUACAUGAUGAGAAACAAUCUGCUACAACUCUACUGGUGGGUCCUCGACAUGGCAUUAGUCAUGUGAUUGACCUAAAAAACAACCUCACAACAGUUCUGGCCGAGUUCAGUAGGGUUGCCAAGAUCCAGCUCUACCGAGAGAGCCUGGGAGUGGCUCGUGUGGAGGUGACAAUCCAUGAGGCCAAGCCCCUGGUCCUACUCAUGGAAUGGCCUGAUGCCAGUAACUUUGCAUGCCUCAUCUCUGGCUACUACAAGCUGUUUGUAGACCCUAAACGGACCAUCUACUUCCGGACCCCUGGUCAGUCCCAGCUGACCAAGGCAGAUUACAGAAGCUCCCACCAUGCUCAUCCACGUUCUGGGGCAACCAGCUUGCCAAGUGGAGGGCGGCGAGGGGACGAGAGGGAAAGCUCACACAGGGAGUCAGGGUCUUCAAGGGCCAUAGUUCCAGCAGAGCCUCAGCAUCUGGGCCUGUGUCAUGUCCACCUUCGAGAACAACAACAAUUUCAAGAGCUCCAAACAGCCGAAGCUGAAUUAGACAUCAAUGAAAACUUUAUUUCCCAUGAGCCCCCUGGGCGGCCCCGCACUAAGUCAGACCCCACCCAGCAGAGUACAGAAGAAAUAGCUGGGGUUUUAGAGAACCCAGCAGUGGAGAAUGCAGGAUUCAGAAUCCGAGCCCAAACAAUGGGUCAAUCCCAGAAAACCUCACGCUACCUCUGUGACUCCUGCAAAGCCAGACAUAGGGCAGAGGGUACGUCAACAGCAGCGAACAGUAGUGGGAGCUCGGGGAAACACUGUUCUAGUGCUUGUGCCUCCCGAGAUGGAGGUGCUGUUGACCUAAUGGCCCUACCGCCCCCAGGGAAUGAAGAGGAGGACGAGGCCGAUGGUGGGGGAGAGAAACUGCAACCACAACCACCUGCUAUUGCUGCCCCACCACCUGGCUUUAGGGACAACAGUUCAGAUGAGGAUGACCAAAAGAGAGGGAGGAAGGCUCGAACCUGUGCCAGUGCAGGGGUAGCCUCUGGGAAGCUGGCCCAAGCCAAGGAAGAUGUGCCUGUGACACUAAUUGAUAAUGUGGCCACAAGAACAGUCCGAGAUCAUGCCCAGGAGCUAGAUGAUGCUCUGGUUUCCACCUUACAGGCAUUAGAGGCUCUGGCAGCCUCUGAGGACUACCCCCAUCACCCUCAACAGCCAACCCAGACUGCAGGGCUGAUUGUCUUAGCUGCCAUUACACCUGAGUCAUCAUUGGACUCAGGCCACGAGACCAACUCCUCUGAAUUGACAGAUGUUUCUGAGAUGGUGUCGGCUAUGAAGCAGAACCAGAACCAGGCCUACCUGCUGGCUCACCAUAUCAACAAAGAACGUAUCCUCUGCCGCCGGGACUUUCCUUUGGCUAUCCCUGGCUGCACUGCAAAGACCAUAGGGACUGGGGCCUUCUCUGUGGGUCAGAUUCGUGCUGGCUGUCCACCCAAGCAAGUAAUCCUCAGCAAGACGGUUCCCUUUAAAGUCAGUCCCAGUCAAGACUCUGCAAUACUCAGUGUUGUGACAGAGCAGGGGACUCAAGAGACUCAGACUGAACAGAAAGAAGAAAUUAAAGCAAACUCUGAGUCCACCAAAGCAAAUAUCCCUGAUCCCCCUUCUAAGUCACCUGAAGAACUUAAAGUGUCUGUUGCUUCACCGACAGCUCAAGUCAGUAAAGUACCGAAGUUAUCAAAUUCUUCUGAAGAGACACUGAGCCAAACUCUUUCUGAGGGUAUAAAGGAAAAGACAACAGCACCUCUUAAUACAGACCCUAGCAACAAAGCCUUACCUAUCCUCCUACCUGUGGACAGAAUUGCCUCUGCCAAGAUUUCUCCCACUAAAAUGUGCCACGAUGCCAAGACUGCCUCUAGUGAGACCAUGAAGCCUUCAAGCUCCACAGAACUUCUGCCAGUUGACGACCUUUUCUGCACAUGCCCAGUUCAAAAGGAGCCUGGGCCUCAACUAAGACUAAAAGAUCCACAGAUUCAGAAGAUAGUGGUGUUUCAAUCCUCCACCCCCACAGAUGAUGAGCGUCUUCGGGCCAAAGGCCUCCAGCUUGCUAACAGCAAAGAAAACGCAGUACGAGUAGGAGCAGAUCCUAAUUUGGCAAAACCCAGCCCUCAAAUACAAACCAAGUACUCUCCUCGUUUGCCUGUAAAAGCAGAGAGAAAAGAGGCAGCUGAAAGCAAGACUGAGGGUGCCCAGGGAAAAUCCCACCCUGAGUCACAGAAAUGUCCUAUAAAAUCCUUACCUAUUUUAGAUGAUCUAACAACACCUAACCCCUCUGUAGAUAAGGUUUCCACUCUCCCAGCCAGAGACUCAAAGAAGCAAGGCAGUGGUAAGGGGAAGUCCCAGCGCAGUGUCCCUUUCCUGAGCUUUAGAAACCUCCUUUCAGCUACGUUCCCAGCAAGAAUGCGAAGAGAAACAGAUGAGCGAAGGGCUCAGUUGCAGAAAGUCCGCCAGUAUGAGCUAGAGUUCUUAGAGGAGCUGCUGAAACCCAAGUCAGCCCAGGGAGAAUUUUUACCCCAGGGAUCCUCACCUGUGCCCUCAGGCACUCCUUGUGCCUGCCAGCUUCGCACCAGCCCUGUCCUAAAGGCUCCAGGCAUCUCCAGGGAGCAGCGACGCAGCUGUGACUGUAAGCGAAUGUGUAGGGGCAUGCGACUACCUGACACACCAGUUGGAUCCACAACAGAGACACAAAACCGAGGCAGAGAGAAACCUAUCUCGAAAACCCCUCCAGCAGUCUCCAAAGCACCUCACACACAAGAUGCUUCAAGGAGACCUCAGACCUUAGAGAUCAAGACCACACGAAUACGCUCUACCAGCCUGGAGUCAAGAGAACCAAGGGGUGAGCAGGGUUCCUGCUUGCCCACCUGCACUUCUCAAACAGAUUGUACAGGAGAGCCGCAAUAUAAGAAGCUCCAGAGGCGAUACAGCAUUGGAGAGCUGGAUAAUAGCACUAGCACACCUGUGUAUGCUGAGGUAAGGCCUAAAGCCAAGAGUCUAGAGAAAGAGAUGGAAAGAGUGAGGGCCACAGGGUUGAGGCUCCCCACCCCAGUAGAGCCAGUUCACACUCAGUCUCACCAGGCAGAGGGAAAGGGGAAAAAGGGUGUAUUUUUCAUUCAGGGAGAAGAGCUACUGCGUGAAAGUAAAGAAGGGACUAGCGAGGUGCUGCUGACCUUGCCCAGUGAAGACAGUGAUGACAAGGAUAAAUGCUGCUCAUUCUGUUUCUGCUACAGGAAGUGUGAGGCAGCAGAUGAAAGCAGUGAGAAGGAUGAGCUUUCAUACUCCAUACCCCUUCAGGUCCUUCCAGGCAUGGAGCUGGACUCGCGUACCUUUCCUGUAGUAAGCAAAACACUCCAGGUUCUUAAUGCAGAGGACUGCAGUGGGGAGGAAGAAGAGGGGGAGGAGGAAGAGGAGGAGCCACAGACACAGGAGAUUGACCUAAGAGCCUGUGGUACACUGGAGGGGAGCCUAGCACGGGUACAGGCUUUACAGGGCAAAAGUUUUAGCUUGCCCGAUGGUUUCCUAAAUGCCCAGUUGGAUGCUAAUGAGUUGCUAGCUAUUCUGCGUCAGUGUGCUAACAGCCCACAAGCUGAGGGCGAGGCUCGUCUUCAGCCCUCACAGAUUUCAGAGUACAAACAGGAGCUGGCGGUGCGCUUCAAAGAAUUCAGAGCAGCUUGUCGACGAGUGGCAAGUGUUGAAAAAAGCCCAACACGUAUGCUGGCUGUUGUCACAGCCAGCUUUCAAGUGUUGUGUGAACUAACUCAGACCUUCAUCAAAUUGGUCAGAGGGGUUCGUUCAGAAACCCAAAGGCUGCAGCUGUUGAGAAAAGUUGAGGAAGUAGCUAUCAACUACACUUUGCUUCUGCGCGCAGCAGAAGAAUCAAUGGGACACUCAAGCAGCUUGCCGACAAAGACAGUGAGCCCUCAAGUUUCCUCCAACACCAAUAACAUGAGCUCACUCACUCGACCCAUCAAAACUCUGCCUGCCCAGUAAGGAUACAUCUGGCAGGAAUGUAAUAAAAACAGUCCAGAAUGUGGGUGGCAACUCCAUCCAAAUUCAUUAUUCGUUUAUUGUUUACAUUUUUUACAAGACAUGCAAUGACUCAUCCUCAGUAAAAAUUGCAAUGCAGCUGUUCCAUCCCAUGUUUACAGGCCCUGAGGUAGCCUUGUGGAUCUUGUUUUGAAAUACAAAGAUACACCAAACUAAUGCACAAUGGAAUAAGAACCCUAUAACAGACUGGGUGAUACAGGGCUAAUCACCUCAUAUCAAUAUUCACAAUACACAUUGUCAUUAUAGUAUAAUAUUUUAUAUGUAAUAUAUAUUUGGGUUGUGUAUACUAGCAAAUAAUAUAAUGUUUUGUGAAGAAAAAAAGUGAAGAAUAUAUUUGAAAUGUAUUGAGUUAAGAGAUCUAUAAAAAUUAUAAUAAAUCAUCAGAAAUAAAUGUAUGCUCUGGACAAAAAUACUUCUACUAAAUACUACUAAAGAUCUCGUCAAGUAGCGACUUCUGUAAAUUACGUAGUCCAAAGCGUUGGUUAGAUGGUGAUGUGUUCGUUUGUUGAAUUUUCUAACUGUUGUAAUGCAAAAUGGAGAUCUCUGUUGGCUAUGUUGACAAUGCCUGGUGUAGUGAUACAAGAGUCAAAAUGUAAGUGACAGUGUUGGAAAAUGAAAACCGCUGAAAGACGAGUAUGACGUUUUAAACUAUAUUGACUGACAGAGGCCCAUUCUCUCACUAUAACAGGCAGACCAUGUAGCAGAGACCCAAGUCAGUCUUAACCACUAUACAGUAAUGAGUAUCGUUACCUCACUCAGCUGAAGAGAAGGAAUACCCACACUGUACUUUAAAACACAGAGAGUGUAUUUUACACCAUCACUGAUCCAUGGCUCACUUGCACCUCACUUGUCAUGUUAAAUAUUGCCAUCCACUUGCAAGUGAGUAAGCUUAUCACUAGAAUUUUGCACAACCUCUGAAAUUAGCUCUGAAGUUAAAAUGUAUCUUUUAAUGUUUCACUUUUAAUUAAGUGUUUUUUAUUCACUCUGCUGCUGAAAACCUCACUUGAGUCCACACCACCAGUUUUACAUAAGUCAUCACCUCAAAGCUAAAGCUUACCUGUUUCGAAGGAUCCUUUGUUUUUAUUCAGAUUUUCAGAUACAGUAUAAACAAAUUUGCUUUCUAUGUGCUGUUAUACAUUGUGCAAUCUAGCAAAUAUAUAAGAAACACACAAAGUAGUUUUCUAUGUAUUUUAAUAAAACUAAAACAUCUGU
Messenger RNA from Perca fluviatilis (European perch), 6856 nucleotides. RefSeq names its product FERM and PDZ domain containing 3 (gene frmpd3). Gene Ontology annotation, molecular function: protein binding. Gene Ontology annotation, cellular component: cytoskeleton. The coding region runs from base 404 to 5587 and encodes 1727 amino acids. NCBI's taxonomy places the organism in Eukaryota, Metazoa, Chordata, Actinopteri, Perciformes, Percidae. The transcript is spliced from 17 exons. The record is from RefSeq and is a predicted model, not a curated record.